Molecule: messenger RNA, 1758 nt
Organism: Salvelinus namaycush (lake trout)
Lineage: Eukaryota; Metazoa; Chordata; Actinopteri; Salmoniformes; Salmonidae
Product: tetratricopeptide repeat protein 5-like
Exons: 10
Coding region: 199-1527 (442 amino acids)
Molecular function (GO): protein binding
Source: RefSeq, a predicted model, not a curated record
GAUAGUUCAUUAGUUAGCAAUCUGCGGUAAAAUAAAUAAUAAUAAUAAUACAAACUUCGAUUUAGUACAUUCACUAAAUAAGAGUUGUUUAGAAACGAAUAUGUUAAUUUUCUCCUACUGCUGACCCCUCUUGGCCAGCAGGGGCUGUGUUUUCAAUGUAGUUUUCUCGAAUUCUUCUUCCAACAACCACUGGGAAAGAUGGCGGAAGUGGAUAAGGAUGGUGAUCCUGCGGCUGAGAAAGAUUACUUACAGAUCUUAAAGGAACUAGUGGAUGAGUUGUAUAAUUUUCGGGAUCAUUACUUUGAGACUCACAGUGUGGAGGAUGCAGGGAGGAAACAGAGUGAUGUGGCAAAGGAGAUGGAGAAGACUCUAACGAAGCUUAGGGAGAAAGAAGAGUCGUAUAAGCACAGAGCUGAGUUCCUGCUUCUGCGGGGCCGCUGCCUGGGGGUGGCUCCAGAGUUUAGCACCACCGCCGAGGAGUGCCUGUCCAGGGCCGUGAAGCUGGAACCUGGGCUGGUGGAGGGCUGGAAUAUCCUGGGGGAGCAGUACUGGAAGAAAGGAGACCUGACCACCGCCAAGACCUGCUUCACUGGAGCCCUGCAGCAGAGUAAGAACAAGGUGUCUCUGCGCAGUCUGUCCAUGGUGCUGAGGCAGCUACCGGGCAGUGAUGAGCAGGGGAAGAGGGUCCUGGAGAGUGUGGACAUGGCCAGGCAGGCUGUACAGCUGGACGUCACAGACGGCACCUCCUGGUACAUCCUAGGAAACGCCUACAUCUCCCUGUUCUUCACCUGCGGACAGAAUCCACAGAUGUCUCAACAGGCUCUGAGUGCCUACGCACAGGCUGAGAAAGUGGACCGGACAGAAACCUCCAACCCUGAUCUACACUUCAACAGAGCCACGCUGUUCCAGUAUGAGGAGAUGUUUGGGUCUGCGCUGGGGGGGUACAGCCGGGCUGCGGCACUGGACCCCGCGUGGAAAGAGCCUCCAGAGAGGGAGAGGCAGCUGCUGGAAUACCUGGAGAAACUCACAGCACUCACAGAGAACAAGGGGAAGGUGAAGGCCCGGCGCCUGCGGACAAUGCUCUCCAACCUCAGCACGUCGGCCCUGGGGCCGUGCUCCUCCCCUCAGUUCCGCUCCCCCGCAGGCCGCGUUGGGAGCCUGGAGCCCCGCAACCUGUCUGCCCUGACACACGGCCACAACACUGGGGUGGCUGCCCUGGGCAAGGUGGUGUUCAGCCUGGCCUCCGAGGGACGCAUGGCCUUUACGUUUGGCAUGGUGGACAGUGAGGAGACCUGCUGCGUGAUCAUGGUUUAUAACACAGCAGACAGUUGGGGUGUUCUGAUUGGCGACUCAGUGGUCAUCCCAGAGCCCCAGGUCAAACGCCACAGUGUAGCCCACAACGACCAGACGUUUGACUUCCGCAGUAUACGAGUGGACUCUCCCCUACUCCUCAUCGUCAAUGGCAAGAGACAGAAUGUCCAGGCUCAGACUGCAGCCUCCGUCAGUUACAAGCCCCAGAGUGAAUGAGAGGAGGAGGAGGGCGGCGGAGGGAAGAAGCAUGAUGAGCGAGUGCCUGUUUUUUCAAAAUGUUUUCAUGUGUGAGUUUUGUAAAUAGUAUAUCCUUGUUAUGUUAAAGUCUUUAGGAAUACACUGUUUGUACAUAUUUAUAAAUAUUUCUUCGUUUUUUUUUGUAUUUUGUGGGAGGGAGGCUGAGGGAUUUUGUAAAUGACUGACUACAAUAUGAUAAUUCAUUACGAU